CAGAUUUGAUCCCUAUUUUGAGGACUUUUUGGCGGGAACGCGAGGUGUGAAGUUGUGUGACUUGUUUUAUUUUGUCUAUUUAGUGUUUCUUCGGUUUUAAAUGUGCAAUAAUGGUGGUUUAUUAACUGUUUAAUAACUGUGAAAGUGCACAAAUGUGGGAAAAUGAAACAAAGCCGCUGGACGUAAUUUCUCGUGAUCCUCCAAAAAGUCCACUGAAAAAAUCUCAGUAAAUGACCACCAUUUUACUGAGAUUAUAUUUCAUCCUAUCUCAUUUCAUUCAUCCCAGUUGAUUAACGUCUCAAAUUAAUCAUCUUCAUUUCAUUACUAUCACUUUUCAUAAAAGUAAGAAUAUAAAUUAAAAUAAGACAUGACUUAAAAGUCUUAGUUACCGGGUCACAAAAUCCUUUAAAAAAAAUAUCCCUAUUUUGAUUGAAAAGCCCAUCAAGAAAAGGACUGGAACAAUAACAAUGGUGAAAAUCGCACUUCAAAUUAAAGCCACACUAGAAUCUAUAGAAAAAUUAUAUACGAACCAUCCACACUAUCAAUGGUUCUUAAAAUUAAAAUGCGGCAGUUGCGGUGAAGUGUCCGAGAAGUUUCAUGAUCUCACUGAAGCCGAUAGAGUUCCGCAGAAGCACAACCGGUCUGAAACUAAUUUGCUAAUAAAAUGUAAGCUUUGCUCGAGAGAAAACAGCAUCGAUGUAAUUGAGGGCAGCAAUGGGAAAUUCACAAGUGACGACGGAAACAAAUUUAAGACCAUAGUGACGUUUGACUGUAGAGGGGUAGAACCUGUUGACUUUGAACCAAAAUCAGGAUGGAUUGCCGAAGCUGAGAAUAAUGGGAAGAAAUUUGAGGAUGUGGACUUAACUGAGAAAGAGUGGGUGGACUAUGAUGAGAAGAACCAGGCAUCGGUUGGUGUUUACGAACUAGAGUGGCAGUUCAUUAAAGUCAAAUGAUUUGAUGAAUGUUCAAUAUUAGAUUAAGUUAUGUUUAAAUUUUUAUUAAAUUGUUCUCUUUUUUAA
Molecule: messenger RNA, 1019 nt
Organism: Bombyx mori (domestic silkworm)
Lineage: Eukaryota; Metazoa; Arthropoda; Insecta; Lepidoptera; Bombycidae
Product: UPF0587 protein GA18326
Exons: 3
Coding region: 468-953 (161 amino acids)
Molecular function (GO): zinc ion binding
Source: RefSeq, a predicted model, not a curated record